GCCUCCAGCCGCGCACGCGCACUGGCCCGAGCCCAGCCUCCGCUAGUGGACCCCCUCCAGGGCCUCCCACAGGGUUGUUCCAGGCCUCAGCUUUGCCGGAAGGCCACACCACCUCCGACCUCCGCCUGCUCUGGGGAUGCUCCCAGCCCUGCUGCGGCAGAAUGCGACGUGCUAACCGGAAUCCCUAGGCCGCCUGUCUCCUACCCAUACUUGGAGGCCCCGCUCAGACGGUCCUUAAAACGUCUGAAAGGCCGUUCCUGCCAGAGUCCUUGCUACCUGUUACCUCCACCCUUAUUUUCUCCUAGUGGACAGCCUCGCUCACCCCUGGAAUGACACUUCUGGCGGGGCAGCGCUCGCCAUUGAAUGACUUCCAGGUGAUCCGGGGCACAGAGCUACAGCACCUGCUACAUGCAGUGGUGCCUGGGCCUUGGCAGGAGGAUGUGGCAGAUGCUGAAGAGUGUGCUGGUCGCUGUGGGCCCUUACUGGACUGCCAGGCCUUCCACUACAAUGUGAGCAGCCAUGGUUGCCAACUGCUGCCAUGGACUCAACACUCGCCCCACACGAGGCUGAGGCGUUCUGGGCGCUGUGACCUCUUCCAGAAGAAAGACUACAUACGGACCUGCAUCAUGGACAAUGGGGUUGGGUACCGGGGCACCGUGGCCACAACCGUAGGUGGCCUGCCCUGCCAGGCUUGGAGCCACAAGUUCCCGAAUGAUCACAGAUACACGCCCACGCUCCGGAAUGGCCUGGAAGAGAACUUCUGCCGUAACCCUGAUGGCGACCCCGGAGGUCCUUGGUGCUACACAACAGACCCUGCCGUGCGCUUCCAGAGCUGCGGCAUCAAAUCCUGCCGGGAGGCCGUGUGUGUUUGGUGUAAUGGCGAGGAUUACCGCGGCGCGGUGGAUCGCACGGAGUCAGGGCGCGAGUGCCAGCGCUGGGAUCUCCAGCACCCGCACCAGCACCCCUUCGAGCCGGGCAAGUUCCUUGACCAAGGCCUAGACGACAACUAUUGCCGGAAUCCUGACGGCUCCGAGCGGCCCUGGUGCUACACUACGGAUCCGCAGCUCGAGCGAGAGUUCUGUGACCUUCCCCGCUGCGGGUCCGAGGCACAGCCCCGCCACGAGGCCACGACUGUCAGCUGCUUCCGCGGGAAGGGUGAGGGCUACCGGGGCACAGCCAAUACCACCACCGCGGGCGUACCUUGCCAGCGUUGGGACGCGCAAAUCCCUCAUCAGCACCGAUUUACGCCAGAAAAAUACGCGUGCAAAGACCUUCGGGAGAACUUCUGCCGGAACCCCGACGGCUCAGAGGCGCCCUGGUGCUUCACACUGCGGCCCGGCAUGCGCGUGGCCUUUUGCUACCAGAUUCGGCGUUGUGCGGACGACGUGCGGCCCCAGGACUGCUACCACGGCACAGGGGAGCAGUACCGCGGCAGGGUCAGCAAGACCCGCAAGGGUGUCCAGUGCCAGCGCUGGUCCGCUGAGACACCGCACAAGCCGCAGUUCACGUUUACCCCUGAACCGCAUGCACAACUGGAGGAGAACUUCUGUCGGAACCCAGAUGGGGAUAGCCAUGGGCCCUGGUGCUACACGAUGGACCCAGGGACCCCAUUCGACUACUGUGCCCUGCGACGCUGCGCUGAUGACCAGCCGCCAUCAAUCCUAGACCCCCCAGACCAGGUGCAGUUUGAGAAGUGUGGCAAGAGGGUGGAUCGACUGGAUCAGCGUCGUUCCAAGCUGCGUGUGGUUGGGGGCCAUCCGGGCAACUCACCCUGGACAGUCAGCUUGCGGAAUCGGCAGGGCCAGCAUUUCUGCGGCGGGUCUCUAGUGAAGGAGCAGUGGAUACUGACUGCCCGGCAGUGCUUCUCCUCCUGCCAUAUGCCUCUCAUGGGCUAUGAGGUAUGGUUGGGCACCCUGUUCCAGAACCCACAGCAUGGAGAGCCAGGCCUACAGCGGGUCCCAGUAGCCAAGAUGGUGUGUGGGCCCUCAGGCUCCCAGCUUGUCCUGCUCAAGCUGGAGAGAUCUGUGACCCUUAACCAGCGUGUGGCCCUGAUCUGUCUGCCCCCUGAAUGGUAUGUGGUGCCUCCAGGGACCAAGUGUGAGAUUGCAGGCUGGGGUGAGACCAAAGGUACGGGUAAUGACACAGUCCUAAAUGUGGCUUUGCUGAACGUCAUCUCCAACCAGGAGUGUAACAUCAAGCACCGAGGACGUGUGCGGGAGAGCGAGAUGUGCACUGAUGGACUGUUGGCCCCUGUGGGGGCCUGUGAGGGUGACUAUGGGGGCCCACUUGCCUGCUUUACCCACAACUGCUGGGUCCUGGAAGGAAUUAUAAUCCCCAACCGAGUGUGCGCAAGGUCCCGCUGGCCAGCCGUCUUCACGCGUGUCUCUGUGUUUGUGGACUGGAUUCACAAGGUCAUGAGACUGGCUUAGGCCCAGCCUUGACCCCAUAUACCUUGGGGAGGACAAAACUUGUCAGACAUAAAGCCACUUUUCCUCUUUAUGCCUGUA
Molecule: messenger RNA, 2507 nt
Organism: Piliocolobus tephrosceles (Ugandan red Colobus)
Lineage: Eukaryota; Metazoa; Chordata; Mammalia; Primates; Cercopithecidae
Gene: MST1
Product: macrophage stimulating 1
Exons: 18
Coding region: 330-2429 (699 amino acids)
Biological process (GO): proteolysis
Molecular function (GO): serine-type endopeptidase activity; receptor tyrosine kinase binding
Source: RefSeq, a predicted model, not a curated record